AUGCCACAACAAAAAGAGGGCACGUCCAAAGCGGACCAACGUGCCUCUAACUCCCCCAAUUUGGCAUCCUCACAACCGCCACCAAACAGUAGGGAACAAGGAACAGUGCCUAGUGCAGCCAUUUCAUCAACAAAUACAAUGCCAAUUAUCGAAAGGAAGCCAUCCAGCAGAAGCAUCCGUUCUCCAUUACCCAAAGGACAUUCAAUAUCACGCCAGGCUAGUAUCAACACGGCGCCGAUGAACCAACGACAAUACGUAUUAUUAAGGGACAAGGGCAGUAAUGUGACUUCUAAUACAACACCCCCGGAGAACAGAAACCUCACUAAUUCACCGCAGUUACAAGGACAUAUAGUACAAGGUAAACCAAGACCGUACCUCAGAAAGCAAAAAUCUGCAAAGUACAUUUUCUCAGUGGAUGACAAUGAAGACGAAAUCGAGGAAGACCUAACCAGAGAAUAUUUGGAAGGCUAUAACGAUGCCUUGAGAAAUAGAUUCAAAUCAAACUUGCUUGGCAUGGAAUCAGAUAAGCCCGAUAAAAAGAGGGAAUUGGAAUCUGAUGUGCUGAAUAACUUGCAGAAAGCCUCAAGAUAUUUAAAUGAUUUGAAAGAUCUGGAGGGAGAUUCGAUUCAUACUCAAACCCAAUACAAUGACCCAGAAUUAGAGGAUUCCGACAUUCCGGAUAUUCUGUCCUCACAAAAUGAAAUAAUACUUGAAGGUGAUAAAUCAAAAAUAUCAAACAACAAUACAGGUAGAAGUGUGUCUAACAACUCCAUCCCUGAUUCGGCUACAGCAAUUCAACAUCAUCAGCCACCCGGUGACGACAAUGGCGAUACAGCAUCCAUAAGUUCUAAUGAAUCAUUCACAUUGAGAGAAAGACAGGUCGCUAUCAAUGAAACACAUCCUUUUGGUAUUAGGAUUUGGAAACCUGCUAUCUACAAAAAGGACAGGAGUGUUCAGAAGGAGGCAGAGCUAGAUGUUCACGCCACUCCAGGUGAUAACCCAAGUAUCGGGAUAUCUGUCAAAAUGUUCAAUAUAGCAUGGACUUGCACAUUUGGGUUGGUUUUAUUUAUUAUCUGCAAUAUUUUGGGUACAGUCACAUACCUAUUCUCGAUGCUCACAAAUCAACGAACAAAUAAUUCCAUUCAAUAUGCAAAAUUCUAUACACAAUUGGCCUCAUAUCUUCUGUAUCCAUUUGGAAAAUUGGUCAUCUUGAAAACGGAGAAAAACUAUAUCAACGAGGAUGCCAAUGUUGGUAGCUCAAUGGAUGAAUUUGCAAGGUGGAGAAGCCAAGGAAAACUAUUCUUUUCAUCCAAUUUCGCCAAUAACGAAGCUCAGCAAAAUCCUUCCUUGCCAUCUCCGAUGAUUCCUGCCAGAAAAGAUUCUCAUAACUCUGAUAGCGAUGACGAUGUGAAUACGACUUUUUAUAAGAAGAGAUACUUUGGAAGAGGAGAAUGGAAUAUUGGUAGAAUUAUAUUCUACUUUCAAUAUUAUUUAGUAUUGUUCCCUAUAUCAUCGACAAUUGCAAUUAUUACCUGGAUGUCAAUCUUUUGUAUUCCCAUGUUCAAGGUUUUAACCAUUAUGGCCAGUCAUAUUAGAAGGCAUCCUCUCGCGUUGUCUUUUGAAAACGAGCAGUAUUACCAAAAACAAUUAGCUAAUCCUGAUCAACAUAAAAAUGAAUCCUUUUUGAUUCUAACAUACAGGUCAUUUGGCUUUCAUUAUUACAAGUAUACUGUUGAUGGCACAAAUAUUUUUUUUAUUAACUUGAAUUUUCUUGUCAUUUUUACUAUUAUUGAUUUCUUUUUCUUGAAAAAUAGACUCCAUUGGGACAACUUCUUCACAAAUUCUGAUUUCAUUUUUCUAAUGUGCCUGGUUUCUAUUGUUCCGUUGGCAUACUUUAUUGGUCAAGCGGUGGCUUCGAUUUCUGCUCAAACUUCCAUGGGAUUAGGAGCUGUCAUUAAUGCAUUCUUCUCUACAAUUGUCGAAAUCUAUCUUUAUUGUAUUGCCUUAGAUCAAUCUAAGGCAAAAUUAGUGGAAGGCUCCUUAAUUGGAUCCAUUUUAGGUGGUGUCUUAUUGCUUCCCGGUGGAUCCAUGUGUUUUGGUGCAAUUAAAAGAAAAACUCAAAGAUACAAUCCCGCUUCGGCUGGAGUUUCAUCAACAAUGUUACUUUAUGCUAUCAUUGUAAUGUUGUUGCCAACUAUAUUAUAUCAAAUUUAUGGUGAGUACAAGGUCACAUGUAAACCGUGUGAUAUUGCUACUACACCAGAUUGUAAGACAUGCCACUACAUUCAAACUUCGGUCGUAAUAGACCCAAUGUACAUCAAAUACUUGAGACCUUUUAGUGUCAUGUGUGCAUUGUGUUUAUUCUUGGUCUACUGCAUUUGUUUGUUAUUCACAUUGAAAACGCAUGCAGCUCUGAUCUGGUCUAAUCCUAUAACACCAAAGGAAAAGAAAGCCGAUUUUCAAAAUCCUGAAUUGAAUGAGCUACAAAGUGUCACAUCCCUGAACUUGAGUGAUACAAAUCUAACUGCAAAUACUUCUAACUUGAACAUAAGCACUAAGAAGAAAGCCAAGCAACCCCAAGAAACUGCGGAAUCCUUGCAAAUACCGUUAAAGUCACAAAACAUUCGGUCACCAGCUCAACAACAGCUUAACCCGCCACAACAAAACACGGGUGGUGAGCAACCCGGCGGACAUGACGCACCGAAUUGGUCACGAACAAAAUCAACGACAAUUUUACUAACUGCAACGUUGCUUUACUCUAUUAUUGCGGAGAUCUUAGUGGAUUGUGUUGAUGACGUCUUGAAAACUGUAGCAAUUGACCCUAAGUUUUUAGGUUUAACAAUAUUUGCACUUGUCCCAAACACAACUGAAUUCGUUAAUGCUUUCUCCUUUGCUAUGCAUGGGAACGUUGCGUUGAGUAUGGAAAUUGGAAGUGCGUACGCAUUACAAGUUUGUUUACUUCAAAUUCCUAUUGUAACCUUAUAUUCUGUUUGGAAUUUCACCAAGGAAUACACUGGCUCGGGUGCACCAAUUUUAAUGUCAAAGGAUAAUAUAGGUGAGUGGAGUGGUAUACCUAGAUUGACACAUCUUUUAGGCCUUUCAGUUGAUAUGAAUGAAAUUCCAAUAGUUCAGCAAUCAGUUGAGGUGGGUAUCAAUGGGGUUUCAAAUAUGUUUACUACCAUAUAUGAGCAGGGUGUUUCCAAUAUUAGUGUGGGUAAGAUAUUUUCUUUGAUAUUCCCACAUUGGGAUUUUAUUGCUUCCUUUUUUGGCGUAUAUUUAUUCACUUACAUUUACACCGAAGGUAAAAGUAAUUAUUUUAAAGGUUCAAUUUUGAUUUUCUUGUAUUUGGUACUAAUCGUUGGAUUUUUCAUCUCUUUACAUAUUGAAAGUGAUGCAGUCUCUGUAAAUCCUGUGGAAUUAAUGAGUGGUGGAAAGGUGUGGAAUAAAAUUUAA
Messenger RNA from Pichia kudriavzevii, 3453 nucleotides. RefSeq lists its product as uncharacterized. NCBI's taxonomy places the organism in Eukaryota, Fungi, Ascomycota, Pichiomycetes, Pichiales, Pichiaceae. Gene Ontology annotation, cellular component: membrane; endomembrane system. The record is from RefSeq and is a predicted model, not a curated record. The coding region runs from base 1 to 3453 and encodes 1150 amino acids. Gene Ontology annotation, molecular function: calcium:proton antiporter activity. Gene Ontology annotation, biological process: intracellular calcium ion homeostasis; calcium ion transmembrane transport. The transcript has a single exon.